Podospora anserina S mat+ is the source of this 1710-nucleotide messenger RNA. RefSeq lists its product as uncharacterized. Gene Ontology annotation, biological process: silent mating-type cassette heterochromatin formation. NCBI's taxonomy places the organism in Eukaryota, Fungi, Ascomycota, Sordariomycetes, Sordariales, Podosporaceae. Gene Ontology annotation, cellular component: SHREC complex; rDNA heterochromatin. The record is from RefSeq and is a predicted model, not a curated record. Bases 1 to 1710 code for a protein of 569 amino acids. The transcript is spliced from 2 exons.
AUGGCGAGUUCGGCGGCUAAGGACGAUACGAACGCCGACUACUGGCCCAUCAGCAUUGCCCGCAGUGAUGGUCAGAGUUACCAAGACCUGGACCAGAAGCCCCUUGAUAUGGGCGAAGACCAGGACGUAACACAACUUGAACGAUGGCAAGUGAUCAUUGGAGGACAUCUUGGGAUGCAGCUUGCGCCGAAAGAUGACAAACGCCAAUUCAUACUUUCGGCAUUUCCAAAGGGGUACGAGUUGCGAGUAGCUAUCAGAAAAGACGGGGCCAGGGAUUAUUACUUGUAUGGACACCCAGCAGGUGCAAAGUCCCUCUACCGCACCCCGGGCGAGUUUGCCAGUCACGCUUUAUGGCUCGCCAGCGAUUCACGAGACCCCAGCCAGUGCCCUUGCGAUCUUUGUGCCAGAUAUGUCGAGGCUCAGCAGAAAAAACGACCAGACGCUAUCGCGGCGUGGGAAGCCAACCCUGCCACCGGCUCGGCAGCGGUGCAAAACUCAACACCUCCUCGCUCACAAGCGGUAUCUGUCCACCCCGAACAGCAACAAACGCAACAGGUUCCAGCACAGCCACCACGGAUACCAAUGCCCCCGGGCACGACUGGGCUUUCUAAUGUCUUCCGUGUUGGGGAGAUGGUCUGGUACAGGUUCACCGCCUGGCGGCUAGGCAUCGUUUUCGCCAUCACUCUUCGACCAGGCGCACAGCCUGGUGCACUAGAUACUAGCUACGAGUUUCAAAUCGCGCCCCUGGGCCACGCGACGCUUCAGCAAGACGUCGUUGUCAAGGACGCCUCGACCAUGCGCCCGUUCCUCACGUUUAGUGUGCCAGACUCUCCGGCCCAUCUCAGAGGCAAACCCUUCGACGAGGUCGAUUGGCUGGCCCUCAGCGAAAACGAACGUCGCGGCAAAGACGCUGCCCAACAGCAACAGGCGCUGCAAACCGUGGGUCUCGAGGCGUCCAAACUCGCAGCCAGGAGCAUCAACGACUGCUUCUCCUUCUUCAAUAAGAUCCACGACGCGCCCACGGACGAUAAUCUCUUCCGCCUGAAGUGUUUUCAGGGAGUAUACUUUGGCGCCGAGAUGAUCAUGGUUAACGACCCCAUCAGGGUCCAGCUCGGACUGCCGGCAGACGGCUCCCAGCAGCAACCAGCUGAUGCUUCUGUUCCGGCGGUUGGCAUCAUGCAUGUGGAGCAGAUUCAGUAUCUCAUCCCGACGGGGCAGCAGAACUCCAAACCGGUGUUGCGAUUUCAGGGAAAGCUCAUCCGUCCGGUUCGCGCCCCGGCUGGCGUCCCGCCGCCGGGUGCUGCACCGCCCGACACGCUGGGCCCGGUGUGUGCUGAGGAGAUUGCGGGGAGGAACGCAUUUGAGAAGAACAAGUCGAUGGCGUGGUACUGGGUGGUGCUUUCGCUGAAGACGCUUCAGCCCGCUGCUACAGAGGAGGACCGGCAGUUUACGACGACGACGAAGCUGGAGGGAGAUGUGCUUGGCAGGUUUUAUGUCUCGACAAAGAUCAUGAGUUUGGUCAAUGCGGAUCUGUGCAAACAGUGGGUUGAGAGGGGGCAGGUGGAUGAGCCGCCGAGCUACUUGAACAAUCGGGGGGCGAGCGGUAAUCUGGGGUCGAUCCAGAAGCGCGUGACGAGGAAGCAGACGUUUGGGUUGGCAGUUCAUGGGGAGUUUAAGCUGAGUAGGGGAUUGAUGGAGGAGACACAAUGA